AACCCUAAUGAAGUCUUGUUUAGCCUUUAUUAGAAAAAACUGAAAAGAGAACAAGACCAUCAACAAAAGAACUUCACGUGCAGUAUAUGCUGUACAACAUUUAGGGCCCUAUAAAACCCCCAAAUUGUUUGUAAAGAAAGCACAAAGUUAAGUUGAUUUAGUCUAGAUAACCAAGCCACUUUCAUUUGCUGGCCACAGAGAAAGAGAGAGAAUUAAGGUGAGUGGGGCGGUCCAAAUUUAAAUCGAUGGCGCUAGAAGCAGCCGUAUAUCAGCAAGACCUUUUUGGCCAUAAUAAUGGCACUAAUAAAGAUCUUUACCCUUUAUUAUUAGAAUCUUGGUCUGAUAGUAAUGAUAAUUUUUUUCCUUACCUUAAACUCCAAGAUCAUAAUAAUCAUGAAAACUCCUACUCCACCAUAAAUGAUUUUGACCCUACUAAUUACUUUCUAGAUAGCCAAUUAGUUGAACUUGAUUGGCAUUCUUAUUAUUAUCAUCAUGGAAUUAACCAUGAAAGUAUUAUUUCUCCUUCUCCUCUUUGUACAGUUAAUGAUUUACCAUCCUUGAAUAAUUAUGAUCAUGAUUGUUGGGGCCUAAUAAGCUCAUCGGCGAACCACCAGCCGAAGGCGGCAAACGAAAGUGAUGGUGUUCCCACGGAGAUGGUGGUGAGGCCGAAGCAACGACGACGUGCAAGAGCUAAGAAGAACAAAGAGGAGAUAGAGAAUCAAAGGAUGACUCACAUUGCUGUUGAAAGGAAUCGUAGGAAGCAAAUGAAUGAAUACUUGAAUGAGCUUAGAUCUUUGAUGCCUGAAUCUUAUGUUCAAAGGGGGGACCAAGCUUCAAUAGUAGGAGCAGCAAUCAAUUUUGUGAAGGAGCUGGAGCAUAACCUACAAAGCCUGAGUGCUAAGAAGCAAAUGAAAGAGAAUGUUAAUACAGAUGGUAGUAGUUCAAGCUCAUCUUUGCCCUUUAGAGAAUUCUUUACCUUCCCACAAUUCUCUAGUAUUGGUGAUAAUAACAAUGAAGAUCACACGAGUUCUGGCAGCUCAAUAAGUCAGCAACAACAGCUUGCUAAUGCUGGUGGUGUUCAAGGUGGUUGGUUGGGUGCGGAUGUAGAGGUGACAAUGGUGGAGAGCCACGCACACCUUAAGAUCCGAUUGAGGCGACCGCCUAAGCAGCUAUCUAAGCUCGUUUCUGGGUUGCAUAGCUCAAGGCUGUCCAUCCUUCAUCUUAAUGUUACUACUGCUGAUGAUGGGGUGGUCCUUUACUCAUUUAGUCUCAAGGUAGAAGAUGGAAGCAAGCUAAGUUCAGUGGAUGAUAUUGCAAGAGCAGUGUACCUAUUGCUAGGUAGGAUUCAAGAGGAGACUAAUUCUAUCUAGGUGUUGAUUAAUUAGUCGUUAAGUGAUACUUUAUGGAAGCAAGUACUCUUAUAGCUGGCUGUUUAUUGAUCUUUGUCUCUCCUCCAUCCAGUCUAAACAUUUUAAUAUUUUCUUGUGAUUAAUCAUGUAUAAUGUGUAUUGCCAAAAUUGCAAUAUGUGGCUACUUUUAUGGUCA
Molecule: messenger RNA, 1545 nt
Organism: Beta vulgaris subsp. vulgaris (sugar beet)
Lineage: Eukaryota; Viridiplantae; Streptophyta; Magnoliopsida; Caryophyllales; Amaranthaceae
Product: transcription factor bHLH94
Exons: 3
Coding region: 246-1370 (374 amino acids)
Biological process (GO): regulation of transcription by RNA polymerase II
Molecular function (GO): DNA-binding transcription factor activity, RNA polymerase II-specific; protein dimerization activity; RNA polymerase II cis-regulatory region sequence-specific DNA binding
Source: RefSeq, a predicted model, not a curated record